Messenger RNA from Fusarium subglutinans, 2394 nucleotides. RefSeq names its product xylulose-5-phosphate fructose-6-phosphate phosphoketolase. Bases 1 to 2394 code for a protein of 797 amino acids. NCBI's taxonomy places the organism in Eukaryota, Fungi, Ascomycota, Sordariomycetes, Hypocreales, Nectriaceae. The record is from RefSeq and is a predicted model, not a curated record. Gene Ontology annotation, biological process: carbohydrate metabolic process. Gene Ontology annotation, molecular function: aldehyde-lyase activity. The transcript has 7 exons.
AUGCCAGGUGAAGUGAUCGAUCGCCCUAACCCGGCUCCGCUGGACAGUCAUCUUCCAGAUGUAGCUCUGGAAUUGGCACUCAAGGCGCCCAAGAAGCAGUUGGACAAGAAGAUCGCCCAAUCGCUCAAUGAUUUCCAGCAUGCGGCAUGCUAUAUUGCAGGGUCCAUGAUCUUCCUCAAAGACAACGUCUUACUUGAGAGGGACUUGAAGGCAGAAGAUAUCAAGCCACGAUUAUUGGGCCACUGGGGAACAUGUCCAGGCAUUAUCCUCGUCUGGUCGCAUCUCAACCUCCUCAUCCGCAAUCAUGAUCUGGAAGUGAUCUUUGUGAUCGGACCCGGCCAUGGUGCUCCCGCUGCUUUGGCCUCACUAUGGUUGGAGGGAUCUCUCGAGCGAUUCUUCCCUCAGAAGUAUGGAGUUAGCAAGGAUGGCCUGCGAAAUCUUAUUACCGGUUUUUCGGUUCCUGGAGGGUUCCCUAGUCACAUCAACUCCGAAACUCCGGGUUCUAUCCAUGAGGGUGGUGAGCUAGGCUACUCCCUAGCUGUUUCAUUUGGUGCCGUCAUGGACAACCCAGACUUGAUUGUCACUUGCCUGGUUGGAGAUGGUGAAGCCGAGAGUGGUCCCACCGCAGCUGCUUGGCACUCCAUCAAGUACAUUGAUCCCGCCGAGUCUGGAGCCGUUAUUCCCAUUCUGCAUGUGAAUGGCUUCAAAAUCAGCGAGAGAACCAUUUAUGGAUGCAUGGACAACAAGGAACUAUCCAGUUUGUUCGCCGGCUAUGGAUACCAGCCAACAAUCGUGGAGACUCUUGAAGAGAUCGACAACGAGCUUUCUGGUGCUUUGGAGUGGGCUGUUAGUGAGAUCAAGAAGAUCCAAAAGGCAGCUCGGGAUGGAAAGCCCAUUAUUAAGCCACGAUGGCCCAUGAUUGUUCUUCGAACACCCAAGGGUUGGACAGGUCCCAAGAAGGUGGAUGGCGAGUUCAUUGAGGGAUCUUUCCACUCCCAUCAGAUCCCUGUCCCCAACGCCAGCAAGGACGAAGAGCACCUCAAGAUUCUUCAAGACUGGCUUGAGACCUACGAUACAGCUCACUUGCUCAAGGACGGAAAGCCUGCUGACAGUAUCUUGGAGAUCAUUCCUCAGAAGGAUGAAAAGCGACUUGGACAGCUCAAGAAAACAUACGAUCCUUACCAGCAGCUGCAGGUUCCCGACUGGAAGACUUUUGCAGUGGAGAAGGCUUCGCAAAAUAGCUGCAUGAAGCAAACUGGCGAUUUCCUGAACCAGGUCAUCAAGGAGAACCCCAAGAGCUUCCGUAUCUUCUCUCCCGAUGAACUGGAAAGCAACAAGCUCAGUGCAGUCUUUGAGAACACAGGCCGGAACUUCCAGUGGGAUGAGUUCUCUCGCGCCCAGGGCGGCAGAGUCAUUGAGAUACUCAACCAGGGCUACACUCUCACCGGCCGUACUGCUCUCUUCCCCAGUUAUGAGUCUUUCCUCGGCAUCAUCCAUACAAUGAUGGUGCAAUACUCUAAAUUCAACAAGAUCGCGCGCGAGACCAACUGGCGAGGUGAUCUCAGCUCAAUUAACUACAUCGAAACUAGCACUUGGGCUCGUCAAGAACAUAACGGCUUCUCUCACCAGAACCCAUCAUUCAUCGGCUCUGUUCUCAACCUGAAGGCUGAGGCGGCACGCGUGUAUCUCCCUCCCGAUGCCAACUGCUUCCUUAGCACCAUCCACCAUUGCCUGAAAUCCAAGAACUACGUCAACCUUAUGAUCGGCUCAAAACAACCCACUGGAGUCUUCUUGUCGCCUGAUGAGGCUGCCGAGCAUUGCCGAAAGGGUGCGAGCAUCUGGGAGUUUGCCUCCAUUGACAGUGGCAAGGAGCCCGAUGUUGUGAUCGCUGGUAUUGGUGUUGAGGUUACCUUCGAGGUUGUCAAGGCUGCUGAAAUUCUUCGCGCCUGGAUCCCUGAGCUUCGAGUCCGUGUCGUCAACGUCACUGAUCUCAUGGUUUUGGCCGCCGAAACCCGUCACCCACACGCACUCAGCCGAGCUGACUUCCUUGAUAUGUUCACGGAAGACAAGGCUGUGUGCUUCAACUACCACGGAUACGCCGCUGAGCUCCAGGGUCUUCUCUUUGGACGCCCUGGUCUGCACCGCAUGACAGUUGAGGGAUACAAGGAGGAGGGUAGCACUACCACGCCAUUCGACAUGAUGCUCCUCAACUGGGUCAGCCGAUUCGACGUCGCCAAGCGUGCGCUCAAGGGUGCUGCUGAGACAAACGAUAAGAUCAAGGCCAAGCUUGACGAGACACUCAAGAAGAUUGACGACAGAGUUGCAGAGGUCAAGAAGUACAUUCAGGACGAGGGCAGGGAUCCUGAGGACUUGUAUGAUAUGCCCAAGUUUUAA